UCUAUUCUAUGUUUGUUUACUUGAUAUUUUGUUCUUUGUUUUAAUUUACCCUCGAUAUUGAUUUGAUUCUUUUCUCUUUUUUUGGUUAACCAUUAAAUCAACUGAUUCUCAUCUAUUCAUUUUCUUAGAAAUAGAAAAAUUACCCUUGGACAAUAAUAUCAUGUCCAGUGAGGUGGCAACUGAAGUACCUUUUACAAGACGAAAACGAACAAAACUUGGACAAUAUUGGGCAACAAUGGGAUUCAUUUUUCAAAUCAUUCGUGACAUUGAUCCUAAAUUAAAGUAUUUAAUUGAUACUUUUACUCUUCUCGGUUUAAUAUGGUCAACAAAAACCAUCUUCUCACUUGCUGGAUCCACUUUGAAUGGUCUUAGAGUGUUUGUUUGGUCUCGAUUGUGGAGACUCAAUUUGAAAAAGAAAUACGGAGAAUGGGUCGUCAUCACUGGUGCCACCGAUGGAAUUGGUCUGGAAUAUGCAAGAGAAUUUGCUUCUAGAGGUCAUUCGUUGAUUCUUGUUGGACGGAACGAAACUAAAUUAGAAAACGUCAAACGUCAACUAUCAUCGUUAAUCUCAUCAAAUAAAAUCGUCACCAUUCAAGCGGAUUUCAAUGAUUCUACUCCUGAGCUUUUCAAAAGAAUCAGUUCAGAAAUUGAACCUUACACUCAAGAGAUUGGAAUAUUGGUUAAUAAUGCUGGUGUCAUGUACGAAUCUCCAAAUCGAUUCCUGGAUCAACCGGAAGACAUGUUAUGGCAACACGUUAAAGUGAACAUCACUGGAGUACUUAUGAUGACUCGAGUUGUACUUCCUGGAAUGGUUUCUCGUCGUCGCGGUCUCGUCAUCAACAUGUCAAGUAUCGCUGGUUACAAACCAUUGCCCUUGAUGGGUGUUUACUCAGCCAGUAAGAAAUUCGUUGAAUGGUUCAGUGAAACUUUAGACUACGAAUAUUGUAAAAGUCAUAAUAUCGAUGUUCAAACUUUGGUUCCUUCUUACAUUUCCACGAAAAUGGUCAAAUGGAGUAACUUCCUUCAGAAACCAAAUAUCACCACUCCCGAUGCUCGGACAUUUGCUCGAUCAGCUAUCGCUACAAUCGGUCGAUCCAAAUUUACUACUGGAUAUUGGACUCAUGGUCUUCAAUGGUUCGCAUUUGAUUGGUUGACACCAUCUUGGAUUUAUUCAUUCAUAAGUUGGAAUUACCUGAGAAAUUUAGAUUCCAGUGGUCGUCGGGCAAAAGACACGUAAUUUAGGUGACAAUUAAUCAAAGUACAUUCCAGAUCACUAAUCAUUAUUAUCGAAUUCAAUUGAAUAUAUCUCAAUACACUCGUUAUACUUUUGUGAUUAAUUAGGAGGAAUCGUGAUGAUUAACUACUUUAUCGUAAAUUACUAAAUUAAUUUACCAAUCAAGAUUCGAAUCAAAUCAAUAAUAAAGUUACAAUAUCGUUGAUUUGAUUACAAUCUAUUUUCACCGUGUCUACUUUUUGGUCACUCGAGCAGCUAAUUAAUGUCAACUAAUUUUUAAUAAGUAUAUUUUUAUACUCACACAAUCAGAAAUUUAACAAUUAAUCGCACCUUAAUACUGUCACAAAUUUAUCGAAAUGAAAAAUUAAACGAAAUCUUUUUUAUAAAAAAUAA
Panonychus citri (citrus red mite) is the source of this 1627-nucleotide messenger RNA. Its product is annotated as hydroxysteroid dehydrogenase-like protein 1. Lineage: Eukaryota; Metazoa; Arthropoda; Arachnida; Trombidiformes; Tetranychidae. The record is from RefSeq and is a predicted model, not a curated record. Gene Ontology annotation, cellular component: endoplasmic reticulum. The transcript is spliced from 6 exons. Bases 161 to 1237 code for a protein of 358 amino acids. Gene Ontology annotation, molecular function: oxidoreductase activity.